GUAAAUAGAGCGCAUUGCGAUGGUGUGCGUUGUACGGAGCAGCUGAUGUUUCACAAAGUGUCAAUAAUAAUGAAAGGCAACAGAAAAGCCAAGAACGCAUACACAAGAAGGGAAGAAGGAAAAAAAACAUUGAAUCAAACGAAAUUAUGUGCAGUCACACACCACACUGAAUUGGAUUAGUGCAGUAGAGUCUGUAAAACAAAACAAAGUAGAUGUAAAACGAAGAGGAAACAUGAGUGCACACACGAUAUUAAUUUAAUUAUACGAAAAAAAUUUAUGGUUGUUUGUGAGCAGUCUGCUUGACUUUCUGUGUGAAUAUUAUUUCACAUCCGAAUUAGAUUAGGCUGGGUGCAUUUGUGGUUUUACUCUCUGGCAUUUGGUCGUGAAUGAAAAUAAAAUCAAAACCAGUAGAAUAAAUUCUGAUAGCUUGUUGUGUGUAUGUGUUAAGUUAUCGCGGCCGAUGAUCUCAAUUAGCUUAGAUGGCACUUUAAACUCUAGAUAAACGGCCGUCAAAUAAGGAAUGAAAGUUCUCAAUUGAUAAAAAAGAAAGCAGACCAAGUGCAUAUACAGUGAAAACGUUCAAUAAAAGGAAAGAGAAAACAUUGCUUGAGAUAAAUGUUCGGAAGGUGACUUUGCAACAAAUCGCGUUGUGUUAGAAAGUUGUGACGCCAGAAUUCCGAGUGCAUUUUCGAGACGUUGACUGAAAGCAACGCAGAAAAUGUUUCAUAAUGUUAACAACGAAUUAUUCCGUGCAGUUCCCACAACAACAUCCUCAUCCUCAUCCUUUGAUGAGUUGAUCAGUACAUCGGCUACCAAAUCAACAACGUCAACCUCCGAAAUAACAACUGAUGACAUUUAUGGACUGUGCAAUGGGCUAGCACAGAGCAAGGAAACGCCAAUUUCCCAGUUUGCAUCUCGUGUCUUAGAAUUCAGUUCACAGUACGGCAGUGACAACAGUAUUUCAUAUACAGCGUGCAAUAUUACGGGGCGGCCGUCGAAAUUUCCCAAUUAUGGCGACUUUCCGGAAACAUUUGCCAUGCGAACUUACGGUCGAUGGUGGGACAUGGCGCCUUCUCGCUUAACUGACAUUAUGCCGCAAACCGUGAAAAAUAAUAUGCCACAAGACUUCAUAGUGAUUGAAUUUGAGGACUUUGUGUUCCCCAAUGAAAUAUCGAUCUAUGAAACAUAUAAUCCUGGUGCCAUCGUUAAAUUAUGGGCAUUUACCAUAAACGAAAGAUGGAUUUGUUUGUGGGAAGACGAUGGAUCGAACGACUCAGACACUCGGAUAUUCUCAAAUGAUUCUCAUAUCUUUUCGCCAACGAUCAAUGAAAUCAAAAUACCCACCCGAAUCAUUCGCAUUGAGUUCAAUCAUCGAAAUUUAGACUAUUUCACGGAAAUUGAUGGUGUUUUGUUGGAAGGUGUGAAAUUCACGCCACGCGGUGACUUGCAACAGCUCAUGAAUUUGUCACAGGCAAACAAGGGGCCGAUUCAGAGAAAAUUAGAAAAAGUAUCGUUUACAACUGUGCCAGCAUCGAAUCAAACCCAAGAUCAAAUGCUCAAAGACUUUUUGAUAAAAGACCUCGAAAAUUUUAUAGCUAAAAUCAACUGUGGUGACAACCGAAGUUUAAGUUCAUGUGUACCUGAUGCAUCUGAAAAGAAUCCACACACAUUGAAAAAUAUGCCUUCUGAAAUUUCGCUGAAAAUUUGUUCCUAUUUGGAUUUGGUGUCAUUGUGUCGUAUGUCGCAAACUUGUCGGAAAUUCUAUCAUCAAAUCGCGCGCGAUCCAUCGCUAUACACUGAACUCAAUUUGAUGCCGUAUUGGGACGUAAUCGAUGCCUCAGUAUUAAAUACCUUCAAGACACGAUGCCGUUUCCUCAAGAAGGUCGAUCUCUCCUGGUGCGGUCUAUUCAAUGACCUGACGUCAUCGGACUUUAAUGAUUUCAUUCGGCAUUGUGGCAAACAAGUGACGCAUCUAAGAUUAAAUUCAGUAAAAUUCUUAAGUUCGGAUAGUCUUGAAACUGUCUCAAUGAUUUGUGAUAAUUUGAAAGAACUGUCGCUAAGAAAUGCAACGAUCUCAAGAGUCACCGGAAAUCCAUUUGGCCGCUUCAAGAGCUUGGAACGAUUGGAUCUGUUCCAUGUUGAUAUUCCGGAGCAGCAAAUCAUGUUGAUGUUGCAAAAUAAUCCCAAUCUGAGACACAUCAAUUUGGCAUUUAGCCAGGCAAAUAUGGAUCAGGUAGCAACAACAAUAUCUCGAUGUAAUGUUCACAUUCAAUCAAUCGACAUGUGGAAAUCACGAGGCCUAUCAUCAACUGGACUCAGAGCAUUGGCAGCUUCUUGCUCAGAAUUGGAAGAAGUCGACUUUGGAUGGUGUUUGCGUGACGAGGCGUCGCCGGGAGAAAGUUUGCUGAAACUCCUCAAGGGUUGUCCAAACCUGAAGAAACUGUUCUUGGCAGCGAUACGUGGAUUGAACGACCGUGACUUGGAAAACAUCGCAAAAUUUUGCCAAAACUUGGAACAACUUGAUUUGCUGGGGGUCAUGGGGAUAUCAACGGAAAAAUGUUAUCUAAUUUUAAACCAGUGUCAAAAAUUGAAAUUGAUUGAUCUGAGUUUUUGUGUUCACUUGGACGAUGCACAGAUUGCUAUUUGGAAGGAAACAUUUGAUGUCACCAUCAAACGGAGCUUUGUUCGUACUGACAAUGAUUAUUCAACGCGAAGUUAUAAUAUCAUCAGAAAUCACUGAGCACUGAGCAGUCAACAUUCGAUAAGGCUUGAAUUGACAGCAACGGAUUUAUUGCAUGACAAACAUUUGUAUAGAUAUUGUUAUUUUUUUAUUUAUAUCGCAUUGUACAAUUAGGGUUUCAUGCAUGUUGGGGAAGCCAAUACUAAACAGAAAAAGAAACAAAGAGAGUAUAUAUUUUAAAAACAAAAACAAAAGUGAAGCAGACAAUGAGCCAUUUCCAUUAAUUGUAAACAUUAGUACGUAAUUAACUCGAACAGAAUAGAAAAAUAUUCUGAAAGAGGAGACUAUUUUCGUGAAUUGAUUAUUAUCCGUUUUUACUGAUAUUUGAAAGAAAUUUUAUGUGUGUAUGUAAAGAGUAUUUUAUUAAAUAAAUGAAGAUCUAUUUAUUUUCCUAAUCGAACCAA
Sitodiplosis mosellana (orange wheat blossom midge) is the source of this 3144-nucleotide messenger RNA. RefSeq names its product F-box/LRR-repeat protein 4 (gene Fbxl4). The coding region runs from base 719 to 2740 and encodes 673 amino acids. Gene Ontology annotation, molecular function: protein binding. NCBI's taxonomy places the organism in Eukaryota, Metazoa, Arthropoda, Insecta, Diptera, Cecidomyiidae. Gene Ontology annotation, biological process: SCF-dependent proteasomal ubiquitin-dependent protein catabolic process. Gene Ontology annotation, cellular component: SCF ubiquitin ligase complex. The transcript has 10 exons. The record is from RefSeq and is a predicted model, not a curated record.